CAGGCGCAGAAGGAAGGAGGGAAGAGUCAAAUCUCCAAGGCGCGCCCUUCCCCCGCACACUUUCCGGCUUUCUCCACCGCGCAGGCGCGGAGAGGGAGCCAAGAUGGCGGCGCCCGUGGAUCUGGAGUUGAAGAAGGCCUUCACAGAGCUUCAAGCUAAAGUUAUUGACACUCAACAGAAGGUGAAGCUUGCAGAUAUACAGAUUGAACAGCUAAACAGAACGAAAAAGCAUGCCCAUCUUACAGAUACAGAGAUUAUGACUUUGGUAGACGAGACUAACAUGUAUGAAGGUGUAGGAAGAAUGUUUAUUCUUCAGUCCAAGGAGGUAAUUCACAAUCAGCUGUUAGAGAAACAGAAAAUAGCAGAGGAAAAAAUUAAAGAAUUGGAAGUAAGUUUUGAGUGAAUAUUGACACAGAAAAAAUCCUACCUGGAGCGCAGCGUGAAGGAAGCUGAGGACAACAUCCGGGAGAUGCUGAUGGCACGAAGGGCACAGUAGGAAGCCUCUAGGGAAGCUUUCCCUCCUGACCCCUCCCAUUCCUGGCAAGGACAAGGGGCUUGUGUAGGGAAAUAGCGUCUGCUAUGCCCUGGUGGACGUUUUAUCUGGAUGGCCUGGUAACCCUAUGUUUUCUACAUCACCCUGAGCCCCUUUCAAAUCCCAAGCCCUUAUUUUUUAUCCUGGCUUUGCCUAAGACGUUCUUCUCCCCUGGGGGUGAGUCCUGAACUCCCAGGAGAGGGGAGAUGGGAGCCAGGACAGGUAGGGGAGCUCUGCCCAUGCCCCCUACUAGUCAUGCUGGUCAGACCAAUAAAAGGCAUCUGUGCCCCUCUGCUAAGUUUGCUUUUCUUGAGCCGAUGGAUGAGAACAGAGAGGCAGAGGCUACCUCUACCUGAGCUCCUCCCUGUCCCUCUCCUUCUGCAUCGAAGUCUUCCCCACUUCUCUUUUCCUCUCUGAUCCUUCAAGUUAACCCUUCAAGCUCACAGCCUCCAUGGAAUGUGCAAGUAGGAAAGAAAGGAGACCAGGGCAUAGCUGAAUUUUAAGUGAGGACAGCAGUCCUUGGUGGCAGGAUGCCUACAGAUUCCUUUCCUGCUUUUUCCCAAACAUCCCAUAUAAGCCAGCAGCACCUCCAAGACUGUCUCCCUUUGGUCAUAAGGUGGACACUAUAAUUCUGAGGCCUCCUAGAGGCUCAGGGGCAGUGGUGUGCUGGAGCUAGCUUAUACUGGCUCAGGAGAGCCAGUUACUCAAUUUUCAGGAAUUUUGUUGCAAGCCAGUUGUUAAACACAGCCAUUAUUAAAAAUUAAAUUAUGUAACUUUACAAUUAAAUUAUUAAAGAACAAGGGUAAUAAAUAUUCAAAACAUCUCUCUAAUAACUAAA
Molecule: messenger RNA, 1370 nt
Organism: Myotis daubentonii (Daubenton's bat)
Lineage: Eukaryota; Metazoa; Chordata; Mammalia; Chiroptera; Vespertilionidae
Gene: PFDN1
Product: prefoldin subunit 1
Exons: 4
Coding region: 104-403 (99 amino acids)
Biological process (GO): protein folding
Cellular component (GO): cytoplasm; prefoldin complex
Molecular function (GO): protein folding chaperone
Source: RefSeq, a predicted model, not a curated record